Messenger RNA from Malassezia japonica, 2358 nucleotides. RefSeq names its product Rab GTPase-binding exocyst subunit S15 (gene SEC15). The coding region runs from base 1 to 2358 and encodes 785 amino acids. Gene Ontology annotation, biological process: intracellular protein transport; exocytosis; Golgi to plasma membrane transport. The record is from RefSeq and is a predicted model, not a curated record. Lineage: Eukaryota; Fungi; Basidiomycota; Malasseziomycetes; Malasseziales; Malasseziaceae. Gene Ontology annotation, cellular component: exocyst; membrane. The transcript has a single exon.
AUGGGCCGCAAGGCGCGUGCACCGCACGUUUCGCUCGAGGCGCAGCUGCAGCAGCUGACGCUGCUCAGUGACAUUGACUCGAACCCCGAGAAUGUCGAGCAGCUUGGCCCGAUCAUUAAAAGUCUCGAUGAGGCGCACCAGCAGGACGACUUUCUUCGGCACCUGCGCAAGUUUGUGCGCCAGAAAGACGAGGAGAUCGAGAUGGUGUGCAAUGAGAAUCACCAGGAGUUUGUUUCGUCGGUCGACGAGCUGCUGAUUGUGCGGAGCGGCACGGUGUCGCUCAAGCACCGCAUCAACGAGCUCGACCAAGAGAUCCAGUCGAGCGGCCACGCGCUCAGCACCAAGAAGCGCGACCUGAUCGACAAGCAAAAGACCACUCAAAACAUCGACGAGGCGCUCGAGGCGCUCCAAGAGUGCAUGCUCGUGCUGGAGAUGAGCGUGCUGGUCGAAGAUCUCAUUGCGCAGCAAAAGUACUAUUCCGCACUCCGGCGCCUCGACGAGCUCGGUAACAUCCACCUCAAGCCGCUGAUGCACCACGAGUUUGCGCGAAUGCUGCGCGACAGUAUUCCCGAUAUCCGCGAGCGCAUCCGCCUCGAAGUCACGAAGCAGAUGAAGGGGUGGAUGUACGACGUGCGCGAAAAGAGCGGCGCCGUCGGCCGCGUCGCGCUCGAGACGAUGGAGGCACGCCAACAGCGCUGGCGCCACCGCAGCCAAAAAGACCCGAUGCUCCGCCUCUCGUCGAUCAACUCGCCCAUCGAGCAGGUGGUGAACGAGAAGAUCGACGUCAACUUUCUCGACAAUGAGCGCGUGCAGAUCGACUUCAAGCCGCUGUACCAGUGUAUUCAUAUCUACGAGGUGCUCGACCAACGCGAGAAGCUCCAGGCAAACUACCAGGAGGACCGCAAGGCGCAGGCCAGCCUGCUCCUUUCGCAGCACCUCACCAUCCACAAAGGAGGAAAAGAGCUCAUGGGGCUUCUCGAAGAGGUCGUCGGCUACUUUGUCGUCGAGAACCAUGUGAUGCACACCUCUCCGCCGGGUUUCCGGCCCGCCGCAGAGGUCGAGGACGUGUGGGAAACCAUGUGCGAGCGCGUGGUCGACAUGGUGAAUCUCGGCCUGCGCGACUGCAAAGAUACCAAAGCGUACGUCGAGGCCAAGUCGGCCGUCCAGACCUUUAUCCGCACGCUCGAGUCGCUCGAGUUUGGCGUGGGUCGGCUCAAUGCGCUGCUCCUUACGCUUUUCCGGCGCUUUGCCGAGCUGCUGCGCGAGCGUUUUGCAACCGAUUUCCAGCAGGCGAUCCGCGAGGCGCAGCACCAGCCGAUGAUUGUCAACGACGCCGACGAGCUCGCCAAGGUUCUGAGCGUGUGCUGGCUCAAGCCCGGCGAGGUCGAGGCACUGCAGAACCAGCCGUUUCCGCUGUCUCUUCCUUUCUCGCAGACCUAUCCGCUGUGCUGCAUGGACAUCCGGAACCUCGUCGAGCAGUACUACAACUUCUCGAACGGCUUCACGCAGUACCACCGCGAGAUCGACUCGAUCCUCAAGCAGUCGCUCGACGAGCUGCUCGUCGAGCAGAUCAGUAUACAUAUCCGCGCGACGGUCGAGCAGUCGCACAACCUCAGCCAGAUCGCGCAGAUCAUCGUCAACGUCGAGCACUUCCAGCUCGCCUGUGCGGAGCUUGAAGUGUGGCUCGCCAACUCGCGCAAUCCCAAGGGUGGCGGCCGCUUGGAUCUGGACGCGUCGCAGCAUCUUGCGACGACGCUCGAGAUUGCGCAGAAGCGCAUCGACACGGCACUUUUUGUCAAGCUCGACCAAUUUCUGGAUCUGCUCGAGUACGACUGGGUACCGGCACAGCCCCGUCAGAGCGGCCAGGCCCAAGCGUCAGCCUACCUGGUGGAUCUGCUCGACUGGCUCUCGACCAUGAUGGAGUCGGCGCUCGUGCUGCUGCCGCCGGACGCCAAGGCUAUGACUUUUACGGCGUGCUUCAUGCACAUUACCAACCGGCUCCUCAACUCGGUGCUGCUCGACCGCGACGUGCGUAUGAUCAACAUCAACGCGUUGAUCAAUGUCGAAAUGGACGUGACCUACCUGUACCACUAUGCGAAGUCGCUCCAAGUUGAGGGUAUGGACGGCGUCUUUGGACAGAUCCGGCAGACGCUCGCCGUGAUUCUGUCCGAGUCCGUCUCGGAGUACGCGCUCUCGCCGCUGGCCCGCAACCAAAAGUUUCCUCAGGCGCAGCCGACCAAGGUCGCCAACAUCCUCGAGAAACUCGUCCAGUUCUACUCGGCGCAGCCUGGGCAGUCCGACGCGGCGCUGAAGCGUCUACGGGAGCGUGAGAUGGUCACGCGGCUGAUCCGCCGGUGA